CUGAUAGUGAUUAGGAUUGUCCGUAGGAUUGUCGCAGUCUCGGAGUGUUGAAGUUGAACUCGCAGUGUUUUGCUCGAACUGCAGAGAUUGUAACAAGUGAAUCGUAAUCAUAUUCGCAUAUUUUUUAUUAUUAUUGUGCAUUUCAAUAAAAACAAACAACGCAUACAAAUCUCAGUGUUUUGUGAAAGUUGAGUGAACACAAUAAAUACAGUUCAGUUGCUAAAAGACUGCAAGAUAACAAGUUUUUGUGUCGAUUUGAGUGGUUUCAAAUUGACUUUGACGCACUACAGGCGACCAAUCGGUUGGCGCCAAAGAUUAUGUAGUAAAUGCGUGUUUGAAUGUUUAUAAUUGUAUAAACAACUGUUGGUGAAAUCACAUGUUGAAUGGGGACCACGUGAGCUGCAAUUAUGCUGUUAAAAUGUACUGCCGAUGGAAGACGCAUCAAAGUCAACGGGGCACCAAUCAGCCAGGGCAAUGUGGCGAGAGGCAUGAAAAUGACCAUGUCCACGUCCGCCACAAUGAGCGCCCGCGUGCACAGGAAGGUAAUGCGCGCGCCGCAUAAGCGCGCCCACCCGGGGAAGAUGUUCCACGCCGGGAAGAUGGUCCACCCGGGGAAGAAUGCCCAUCUCGGGAAGUUCGGGAAACUGGGCCACUACGCGCACACACACGCGGUCCGCCCGCCCGACGCCUGCGAGAACAGCAACGACAGCGGCCUGGGACCCGACCCUCUCCACAGAUUAUCCGAGCCAACCGACGAGUGGGACGCGCCGGACUCGAAGCGGCGGCGCGAAGCCGACGCGGGCGUCAAACUUGAGUGCGACGAUGCCAACGACGCUUAUGCGUUCGCGCCGCCCGCCGCGCCGCCCGCCGCGCCCGCGCCCGCCCCGCUCGACGCUGCGUCCGCCACGCUACCCAUUCCCGCAAUAAGAGCCGGCUGCAGCAUAUCUAGUCCAAGCAUAACCGAGUCGCCGGGCAAACGGUUCCAAGACCCCGCGUACAGAUCCUGCGGUAAAUUGGGGAGCAGCGGGAAGCUGGCCAGCAAGUACGCGGCCGGGGGUAAACUGGGGGGCAAGCUAGGGGGCAAGCUGGGGGGGAAGUAUGGGGGCAAGCUAGCCCAGGCGCUGGCGAGGCGGCGGGCGCUGGCGGCCAUGUCGCACUCGGGCCCGCCCGGCCUGUCCGCGCCGCUGUCCUGUAAGUCCCGCGACGGCACCGUGGAACUGCAGAUCCUGUGCCAGCCCGAGUCGCAACACCGAGCCAGAUAUCAGACUGAAGGCAGUCGAGGAGCUGUCAAGGAUAACUCAGGGAAUGGAUUCCCUGUUGUCAAAUUAGUUGGCUACGAUAAACCAGCUGUAUUACAGGUGUUCAUAGGCACAGACACCGGUCGCGUGGCGCCACAUAUGUUUUACCAGGCGUGCCGCGUGUCCGGCAAGAACUCCACCCCUUGCAAGGAGCGGAAGGAGGACGGGACCGUGGUCAUCGAGAUUGACCUCGAGCCCGGCAAGAACUGGCAGGUCACAUGCGACUGCGUUGGAAUACUCAAGGAGCGCAACGUGGACGUGGAACAUCGUUUCGGCGAGACGCUGGGCGGGUCGGCGCACGCGGCGCGCGGCAAGAAGAAGUCGACGCGCUGCCGCAUGGUGUUCCGCACUGAGAUCCUCGACGCCAGCGGCCAGCCGGAGACCCUGCAAGUCUGCUCCACGCAGAUCAUCUGCACUCAACCCCCAGGAGUACCGGAGGUGUGCCGCAAGUCGCUGGUGUCGUGUCCGGCGACGGGCGGCCUGGAGCUGUACCUGCUGGGCAAGAACUUCCUCAAGGAGACCCGCGUGGUGUUCCGCCUGCAGCAGGACACGGGCACGUGGGAGGAGGAGGUCGCCCCGGACAAGGAGUUCCUGCAGCAAACGCACCUAGUAUGCUGCGUGCCGCCUUUCCAACGCACCGAUAUCACAGAAGCGGUGUGCAUUCAACUGUUCGUGCGUUCAGGAGGCAAGGCCUCCGAACCACACCUGUUCUACUACACACCCGGCCCCGUAUCAGGCCCAUUGCACAGUAGUACGCACCCCAACCACGCUCACCAUCAAGGUGAUGACCGGCCUGUGCCCAUGUGCUGGGGCGUAGGCGGCGUGGGCGGCAUGGGCGCGCUCAUGCCGCCGCCGCAGACGCCCGCACGGCGACCCUCCAUCAUCGUGCCCGAUCCUCACUCACCGCUUGGACUUAAAAGUGAGGUGACGGACGAGUCGAGUCAACACUCGCUGAUCGAGGGCGCCGACGGCUGCGAGGACAAGCCGCUGGCCGACGAGCUCGGCAUGGACCUGCGCCUCAAGUCCGAGGCCAUCUCCAGGGACCCGCAACAGGUGGGUUUCAUGGGCAGCUACGAUACCAUGAAGCUGUCGCCCGGCGCGGCGCCGCAGCGGGAAUCGCCAACAUCACUCGCCUCCUUCACGCAACAAUUGCAAGCUAUCCAGAACCAGGUGCAGACCGACAAGAUGGUCGAGUCCGUCACCGCCGCUAUCUUCAACUCCGACCCCGCCACGCAGAUCUACGGCGAACACCCGCCUAUCAUGAACCCGAUGGACCCCAUGCGUCAGCUCGUGGCGUCCAAAUCCGCCAUGGGGACGGAUAUGAAGGCGCUCAGUCCGCAGCUCAUGAUGGCGGAAGGCGAGCGACGACUGCUGGGUUUCGAGCCGGCGCCGGGCCGCGACGACGGAUUCAACCCCUUCGGCGCGAUGACUAAGAUGGAGUCGUCCGCCAUUUCUCAGCGGCUGGCGCGACAGAGCGCGCACAUGGACGCGCUGGUGGAGGACGCCAUGCAAGCGUCGGCCGCCAUGCUGCCCGCCGACGCCGCCAAGCUGGACGCGUUAGUGAACUCGCGAGCCGAAGACCACCUGUCCGGCUCGUCCAGCUCGCCGACGCGGGAGCCCGAGCUGCUUCCCGCCGCGCCCGACGAGCUGAUGCUGAUGCCGGAACUGCCCGGCUCGGUCAAGACGCCGCCGGCCGCCGUCAAGUCCAUGAUCCUCAACGCGGCGGCCGAGAUCCUCACGUCGGACUCCACGAUGAACGCGCUGGUGACGUCCGCCAUCAACACCGCCAACAUCCUGACGACGGAGAGCGACGCGGCGCCGCCCGCCGAGCCGGCCGCGGGCGACACGCCGCUGGUCGCCAUGUCGCAGGCCGUGUCGCAGGCCGUGACGCAGGCCGUGUCGCAGGCCGUGUCGCAAGCCGUGUCGCAGGCCGUGUCGCAGGAGAUGACGGCGCCCGUGCAGGGCCUCACCGACAUGAGCGACAGCGACCUGCUGUCCUACAUCAACCCCAGCACCUUCGACCAGGUGUGAGGGGCGCCGCACUGAUGCAUUUCUAGCGAGUACCGGGCUCAAAGCAGUUUAUUUGUUUAAUUAAUUAUAGUAUAGAUGUCACUAGUAUUGUGUAAGCCAAUAUAAUCUCUAUGUGUGACUGCAUAUGUUUGUUUUUACGGUGCUCGGUCUGAGCGAUAAUAGAGCGAAAUAUUGUAUAGUAGCCGGUGAGAAAAAUUGUACAUCGACUUUUAGAAAGAGAUAGCGGUCUCGUAGAGCGUUGUCUCUUUCGGUGAGACCGACAUAACACACACAGGAAUGAGUGACAGAGACAACGCUCUACGGAGCCGAAAGCUCUUUCCAAAGGUUGAUGUACAAUAUUUCUUGAAGAUGCUCUUCUCAAAAAAUAUAAUGCGUCCAAAAUAAGAACAGGAAUGAAUUUUUGUCGUAAUAUUGUGAUGUCUUACCACAUAUAUUUUGAUUUAAUACCUACCUAUAUAUUGUAAAACUGAAUUAUAUAAUGUAGAAAAAAUCGUUAGUUAUAAGCGCAAGGUAUUUUCCUUGCAAAUCGUAAUUUUCACGUGAUAGUUGACAGAUACAGGUCAUUUGGCGCUUUCCUAUUCUUACUAUAAACGCAUUAUAAAGUCGCGAUUACACUUGUAAGUUUUACUCGUGUAAGUAACUUUUUCAACUUACGUAAGUAACGUACGAUAUCAGUCGUAAGUUAAUUACGUAAGCUACUUACGUGAGUGAAACUUACAGGUGUACCUAAUCGCGGACUAACAUCGAGCACCCGUAACAUUGUGUAAGUACGAUUGAGUCAAUUAAUACAUGUGACAGUAUUACAGGGCAAAUGAUUGAUGGAAUUUACGUGUGCUCUUGCGCGAACCACCAGCGGAUGUUAUCCUAUAGGCCGAGAGAUCACGACACAAAAUCUUAUACAAAAAAAAUAAAAAAGUUUAA
This is a messenger RNA of Maniola jurtina (meadow brown), 4250 nucleotides long. RefSeq lists its product as uncharacterized. Gene Ontology annotation, cellular component: transcription regulator complex. Lineage: Eukaryota; Metazoa; Arthropoda; Insecta; Lepidoptera; Nymphalidae. The coding region runs from base 408 to 3329 and encodes 973 amino acids. Gene Ontology annotation, biological process: regulation of transcription by RNA polymerase II. The record is from RefSeq and is a predicted model, not a curated record. The transcript has 13 exons. Gene Ontology annotation, molecular function: DNA-binding transcription factor activity, RNA polymerase II-specific; RNA polymerase II cis-regulatory region sequence-specific DNA binding; transcription factor binding.